This is a messenger RNA of Spirodela intermedia, 3451 nucleotides long. The record is from the annotation of a GenBank genome assembly. Lineage: Eukaryota; Viridiplantae; Streptophyta; Magnoliopsida; Alismatales; Araceae.
AUGGGCCGCAACGAGCCCUUCUGGCGAUCUAAUACGAGCUUCUCCCCCCCUUCGUCGGGCACAUGGGAACAGAGAUUCCCGGCCGAGGGUCUGUCCAACGAGUCUCGCGGCGGCGGCGGGAUCGCGCUGUCGUCCCUAUCUUCCACCAGCAAGGGGAGCAGGAGCUGGCGCAGAGGCGAUCAGCUGCCCCCCCACAACUACUCUUCUUCUGAUGGCGCCAUGUCGUAUCUCAGCAGUCCUUCUGAUAACUUUCUGGCGCAGCAGGUGGUGCCCUCUCUGGUCAGAGGCCUCCAUGCCAAUGAGUACGUUUCCACUGCGAUGAGAGGUGAGAUUCCCUUCGCACACAAAAGUCCUUAUGAGGUUCUAGCUCUUUGUUUAAUGCGGUUCCUUAAGCUCUCUUCCCUUUCCUUUUUUUUUUUUUUUCUUCUCUCUGGAGCUGAUUAAUUUCUGUUUCACGUGGAAUAAUAAUAAUAAUAAUAAUAAUAAUAAUAAUAAUAAUAAUCAACACCUGCAGUAUCUGCGCUUUUAGUUGGUUUUGUGCCUUCGUUGAUUCUCCUUCUGAAUAAUAAUAAUAAUAAUAAUUAUCAUUAUUGUUAUGAUUAUUAGGGUAUGAGAUCAUUAAAAGCGGUUGUAAUGCACUUUGGAUGUGCUGCCCAGCUCCAGGUCUUCCAUUCUAUCUGUCUUUUGGUUUUAAGGCCUUCUUUACCUCUGAACAAAUUCAUUCAAGGUAGGACUUGACCUUGCAUCCGGGGUCUGUCUAAGGGAAUCGCAUGAGAAUUGGCCGUCAGUUUCUGUAUGGGCGGCGCAAUAGCACCACGGGAAGAAUGCUCCCUCCCUGAUUUCAUGGCCUUGAUCAUAACUAGGACUGCCACAUGCAUGCCUCAUCACUGUACCUCAGGCACAUUCUAUUCUUCAGUCAGGCUCAGAUUGCCCUUCCCCACAUCCCUAGAGAAGAUUAGAGAAGAUUAGAGAAGAUUAGAGAAGAUUAGAGAAGAUUAGAGAAGAUUAGAGAAGAUUAGAGAAGAUUAGAGAAGAUUAGAGAAGAUGUAGGGACGAUCCUUUCACAUUUGAAGAAUAUAUAUCCUGAAAACAGUGUGAUCUGCUUGUGUUGCCCCCCUCCCCCAGGAAGCACCUUGCCGCUUUGAACUGCAAUCUGUUUCAUCUAAGCUGCUGUGGUCUCAUGAGCCCGUUUCUUCGGGGGAAGGCCGGUAAGGUUGCUCUGCUCCCCCACUCCCCUCUCCAGGCGUCCCAUAUCAAUAGAGACAGCCAGAUCUGUCCUCGGGGACCUCUAGAAAAUGGACUGCCCGUCUCAUCGGAGAGAGAUGUAGAGUGAGGGGUUGGUUAGGAGAUGAAGAGGGCCCCCAAGAAGGAGUGGGUGAUGGUGCAGGAUAGAGCGGUUGCCUGUUUCUUUAGCAGCCCGGAUUCAUUGGAACAGCGGGCAGAGGUAAAACCUGAUUUCUUUAGUAGGUGGAAUAAUUAACCUUUAAUCUAUAUAUAUAGCCUAUUGUGGGCCAUAGCUUGGUGGGCAAGGUCAGUAAGGUCCAUUUACUAAAGGAGAUGGGCCGAUUAUCCUCUAAUCAGACGUGUUGUGAGCCAAGGUUCAGUGGCCAAUCAGAAAAACCCUUCCUUUUUUAUCGGGCCGAACCUGCCAAACUAUGCUCAGAGCCCCUGUGCAGCUGGACCCAGUGGCCGAACGUGGAAACCUUCGUCUUUCCAAUGGGUUGGCUCCAUUGACCAUUAUUUAGGGCCAUCGUUCGGUAAAUGCCCGCAUUUAGUUGCCCUGUUAUGCGAUCCAGAGUUCGGAAAGCAAGGAUCAAAGCCCAUUUCGUAAGUGGACCGAACCAACCUUUGACCUUCUGAUGAGCUUUGUUGAUAGCGAAGGGCACUUCUUAGACAGGUGGUAUAAGCCCACUGACUGGUCUUCAGGCGGGCCUAUGACGAGCUGGAAGCUCAUUUUGCAAGUGAAUUGAAUCUGUCAACCUUUAUAAGAGUUUAUUGUGCAUGCACCACAACUCAGUGGUCAACUGUGAAAAAGCCCAUUAGCUUAUAAAAUGAGCCUAUUAUUUUCCAUCAGGCCCUUUUCUUCAAUUCCCCCUGAUCUACUAAAUUGGGUAUUUCUCUGAUGACUCACCCGUCUAUUUUCCACUGGGCAAAUCUCUGGUGAACUCUCUACCCUUCGGUGGAGAAACUCGCCAUUCAUUUUAUAAAGAAUGAACGUCAUGAUGUGCGGUUAUGUCCCGUGGGAUUUCUGCGGCGAUGACAUCUCUCAUGAAGCACCUUGUGGGUUUCUGGUUCUUGCUCUGGAGCACCGUUCUGCUCAUCAUUUUCUGUUGAUGACGGCGAUACUCUCUGUCGGCUGAGUUUAGUCUUCUCUUUUCUGAUGGCAGGACUGUCUUCUGGGCCUCAGCCAUUCCCGCAGCCAUCAGAGGUACAUCCCGAUUGACGCAGUCUCCUGUGGUGUCUGGGUCUUGGGUCUGUCAGAUGAUGAGCAAAUAAUAUGGGCGGCCCUUUCCUUUGUUCUUUUGCCUGGCCUCAGGGGACCUCACGAGCGGCCAUUGGCGCUGGAUCCGCUUCCUGUUCGGACGGCAGCGAAUACGAGGCCACAUGCAAGAUCCAUCUUUAUCCCCAGCGCAACUUCUCUGCUCGUUGCUCUUUUAAGUCCAAGCUGGUCCACCCCGUCUCCUUCCCCGAGCGAGCACCCGAAGGGGAGGAAGCCCCUGGACCCUCUGCCAGCGGAGCUCCGGCUGCCGAGCCCCAGCCGUUCCCCAGGUUCACAGAUUCGGCCAACCCGGAAAGAGACGCUCUGCAGUGGAGCAGCGGCAGCAGCAUCGACUUCACCGAUGUUUCGGACCAGAUGGAGCCCGACUCAAUGGGGCAUUUGCUCGGCAGCAGUAGCGCCCGCGCCAAUGAUGCUGGUCACAGGUGCGGGCUAUGCGAGAGGCUUCUGUCUCAGAGAUCACCUUGGAGCUCUAGCCACAUCGUCCAGGGCAGAGACAUGCCGGUGACCGGCGUCCUGUCAUGCCGCCACGCAUUCCACGCUGAGUGCCUGGAGAGGACCACUCCGAGGGGCUGUUCACAGGACCCGGCGUGUCCGCUGUGCGACAGAGCUGAGGAGGGCGCCGCCCGGGAGCAGCGGGCGAUCGGUAGGGUGAGAAUCGGCGGAGUCUCGAGGCUGAGGUCCCUCGGGGAGGAAGGCCCGUCGAGGCCGUGGAGGUGCGUGCAGGCGGGGGACUGCGUCGAAGGGGCUCUGCAGGCGGCCCCAGGGAGCAGAAGCGCCACCCUCUUGCUCACCCGAGGCUCGUUGAAGGGGCCUCGCAAGGAGCUGGCGGAGAAGACGGCUAGAAGCGGAGCGCGCUCUUCUCGUGGUUUCUCCGACAGGAGGCUUGAAGAACAGGGCCCCGGCAGAUGCUCCGCAGCUUCUCCGGCGUCGCCACCGUUGAAAAGAUGGUGA